GGUAUACCUACAUGAUUAAAUGAAUCCGUGACCCAGUUCUCCACAGGUACUCAUCUCCAUCUAAACAUCAUUCACAAACCCAUCCAUACAAAUAACCCUCUCAGAUCCCGCACUCUUCGCUGUCCCACGAAUUCCUCAGUUGAUCUGCCAUACCACCAUACAUACCUCCUUUGUCUUCCUUUCCACCUGCUUGACGGAACGGACUCUCUCACGUCCUACAUAUUUCGUUCCCAAAAAAUUCCCACUUAAAUUUCCCCCGCCAUCAGCUCUUCACCGCACUUUUUUGGCGGUAAAGAAGUAGCUUGCUUGCUUGCUCAGGGAAUCUACUUCUUAUUCUUUUCGCAAGCCAAAAAUUCCAUUCACUUCUUUUCCAAAUCUCUUUUACGAUACCACAUUCCGAAAAAAUACAAGAAGCUGGUCUUCUUUUUCUCUCUCAAAAAUUAUACCCAUAUCAUACGUUCAAAAAUGGCUCCUAUCACAGAAACCGUUACCAUUAUCAACAAAUCGGGGAAAGUAGUCAGCACUGGAAAACAACUCGUGAACAUCUUCAAAGAUGCGAAAGCCGCAUAUCAGGACAAGAAAGCACAAUUGAGAGAAGAGCAUUAUCUUCGAGAAGAAGCACGAUCAUAUCGAGCACAGAGACGUCUCGAAGAAGCUCGAUAUGAAAUUGAAGAGGCACGGGGUGGAGGGGGAGAUGAUGCACAAUCGAUAGCUUCGAGGAGAUCUCAUAGAUCUCAUCGUUCACAUCGUUCUCACUCUUCUCGUCAGGAACCAAAAGAUUCUUCUCGUCCCCCUCUUACCAUCAAUAACUAUGAGGAAUACCCAGAUACGCAAAGUUUGGCCAGUGGCCGCUCCCAUCGUUCUCAUCGUUCCCACACGAGAACUCGGCAGGAAUUCAAUUUCGAUGAUCUGGAUGAGGAGGAAGAUAUGCAGAGCCUAGCAAGCAAACGUUCGCAUCGAUCUCAUAGAUCGAAACGAAGUCGUUCGGUCCAUGGUGCUAAAGCUCCCACUCAAUACGAGCCUACAGAAACCCAUUACGAAGAUCCCGAAGAGGGAUUUUAUGAUGAUCCUCCUCUCGCCAUGUAUCGCCAGCCCUUUGCCGAAACGGAAUUGAGUCUCGCGAGGAGACAUACGGAGAAGGAAGCUGCUCCUCCAAUGCCAGGCCACCUCGUGAGGAGAGAAACAGCUCCUGCUACGUAUACCGGCGGAGAAUUAGUCCCACGUGCAACUUCCGUGCCAGAUCUUCAUGAUGACUCCAUCGACAUGAAUUUGGCAUAUGGAGAUGUCCAUCACUUUGAAUCCGACCCCGAACCAGAAUACGAAGAGCCAAUCGUCCCUCAACAACUCCCAGCAGAACUCGACGAAACAAUGAGCAAACUCGAUUCUCUCCUCAUCGAAGCCCAAUGUCUUCACCACACCGCCACAGCCAUCAUGUCAAAUCUCCAAGCAAAUCCCGAAGCCAUGGCCGCCGUAGCCCUCACCCUCGCCGAGCUUUCCUCGCUCCUCACCAAAAUGUCUCCCUCCAUCCUCCCCAUGCUCAAAGCCAGCUCCCCCGCCAUCUUCGCCCUCCUCGCAUCUCCCCAAUUUCUCAUCGCCGGAGGUGUAGCUCUCGGAGUCACAGUCGUCAUGUUCAACGGCUUCAAAAUCAUCAAGAAACUACAAGCCACUCCCGAACCAAAACUCGAAGCUCCCAUGGCCAUGCAAGCCCUCCCCGCCACCCCCAACUAUCCCGACACACCCGGAUUCAUGGAGCCCAAAGACAUGCACCAUGAAUACGAAGAAGCAAUGCCCUACGAAGCCUACGAGGAGGAACUAAGCAGCAUCGAUGUGUGGCGUCGUGGUAUCGCCGAUGCAGAAAUAGAAAGUGUAGGCACGAGUGUAGAUGGUGAAUACAUAACCCCGACGGCAGCACGACAGAAGGAAAGUCGACACGCGGAACGAAUCCGUCAGCGUGCCGCCGAGGAAAGAAUCGACGAGAGUGAAGAAGAAGAAGAAGAAGAAUCGAGAAGUAUCAUGAGUCGUUUGACGAGUAAAUCUCGUCGCUCCAAAACUCUUCCUAUUCGAGGUAGUCCUUCCCAGUACGAACCUUCCGUCAAGGCUAAAGAUGACGAUAUUGAAUCCACUCGUACUUCUCGCACGAGCAAGACGUCGAAAUCUACAAAGACUUCUAAGAGUCAUAGAUCGAGUCGCUCGAAGAAAGAUGAUGAUAAUGCAUCGCUUGCUUCUGAGAGAGUAGAACGCACGGAAAAAGAAGAAAAAGAACCCAAGGAGAAGAAAAAGAAGACACCAUUGAGUAUUUUCAGGAGCAAGACGGAGAAGAGUACGAGUUUCAAGGGAAAGGAAAAGGAAAGCAAGAAAAUGGGUCAUCAUCCACUUUUACUUGAGAUUUGAGCUGAGCUUAAGCUUGAGUAUUUCACGGCCGGAUUUCUGAUUUUAUCGUUGUGAGGUUUUCAAGAUAUUCUCUUACCAUGCGUAGCUCACCCAUCCCAUCUACCCAUCUACCUACCUCAAAUCCAAGCCCCAAUCAAGAAUCCUCACAAAUUGCACCUCGCUUUUUUCACUCCAUUCCUUUCUCUUCUUUGAGCGGGGUUUCAGUCAAUUGGUCAAUCGGUCAGUCAGUCAAUCGGUCGGCCGGUUAUUCAUUACAAUUCAGUAGCUUCUAAACGAGUACUUCGACUCUAUCUCAUCUCAUCUCAUCUCAUUCCCUCUCUUUCCUUUACCCGCUCAGGAACGUUUGGAUCGAGAGGAGUUUUUAUGGAUUAUGAAUUUAUGGAUUUAUGGGAUGCAUGGACGGAUGGUUAUCUUUCAAUAAGGAACAAUGAUGAAAAAAAAAGUAUAUCUGGAUAUUGAGAUGGAGAUGGAGAUGAAUAUAUAUAUAUAUACAUAUGAAUGACUAAAUAUAUCACGAAACCCAGAUUGGAAUGAUGAUGAUGAUGAUGAUGAUGAUGAUGAUGAAAAUAGGAAUGACGAUAUGUUACAUAACGAAUAGGAUGGGAUGGAAUGAGAUGAGAUGAGAUGGGAUUUAUAUCGAUGAAAAUAUACAUGAAGAUAUCUAAGCA
Molecule: messenger RNA, 3059 nt
Organism: Botrytis cinerea B05.10
Lineage: Eukaryota; Fungi; Ascomycota; Leotiomycetes; Helotiales; Sclerotiniaceae
Exons: 2
Coding region: 466-2391 (641 amino acids)
Source: RefSeq, a predicted model, not a curated record